AUGCUCUCUCAACGCGUUACUCGCGCCGCGGCUGGUGCUGUCAGGAAAGCACCGACGGCCAAGACAUUUGCGACUUCAGUUGCGACCCGGAGCGACCGUGCGCCCUCUCUGGGCGACAUUCAGCCAGACCAGCACGAGGCCUUCAACAGCCGGCAGAAGACGUUCCGGUCGCAGCUUGUGGAGGCGCAGAAGCAACGGGAAGCCAGUGGGUUUGCCUCAUCCCGCGCCCCUUCAUCUUCUAGCUCCCCCUCUUCCACGGCUCAGGGCCUUGGAUCACUGAGCUCUACGGCGAGCGAUACAGGAAGCGCAGCACGUGCUGCCGAGCAUGAGCCCCCUCGCAAGGCCGGGCCGUUGACAAACCUCAUCUACGGCACCAAGGAAGGCCGCGAGCUGGACGCUCAGAUCGAGGCCAGCUUCAGCCAGGUGCUCGCGCGCGGCAAGUACGUGCACUCGAUCGAGUUCCACGAAGUGAAGCCCCAGUGCGUCGACCAGUACGUCGAGCUCGUCGGCAGCUGGUAUCCUCGGGUUGCAAGCUCGCCGGAGAAUAAGGUCCAUCUGGUGGGGAGCUGGCGGACCGAGGUGGGCGACUGCGACACAUUUGUCCACAUUUGGGAGUACCAACGCUACCAAGGCUUCCACGCCUCGCUCAACACCAUCUCCAACAACCCGCAGUUCCCCGACUUCGACAGGAAGCUGCGCAGCCUGAUCCGCAGCAAGCGCACCUCGCUCAUGCAAGAGUUCAGCUUCUGGCCGACGACGCCGCCGCGCAAGCUGGGUGGCCUCUUCGAGCUGCGGUCGUACACGCUGCACCCGGGCAACCUGCUCGAGUGGGAGACGCACUGGCGGCGCGGGCUCAAGGCGCGGCGCGAGGUGAUGGAGGGCGUGGGCGCCUGGUUCGUGCAGAUCGGCGACCUCAAUACGGUGCACCACCUGUGGCAGUUUGCCGACCUCGAGGAGCGCAAGAUCCGCCGCGAGAAGAGCUGGGGCAUCGAGGGCUGGGCCGAGACGGUGCACAAGACGGUGCCGCUGAUCCAGGAGAUGAAGAGCCGGAUUCUGGUGCCCAUGCCAUGGUCGCCCGUUGCUUAG
This is a messenger RNA of Chaetomium strumarium, 1086 nucleotides long. RefSeq lists its product as uncharacterized. The record is from RefSeq and is a predicted model, not a curated record. The transcript has 2 exons. Gene Ontology annotation, cellular component: mitochondrion. The coding region runs from base 1 to 1086 and encodes 361 amino acids. Lineage: Eukaryota; Fungi; Ascomycota; Sordariomycetes; Sordariales; Chaetomiaceae.